Mangifera indica (mango) is the source of this 622-nucleotide messenger RNA. RefSeq names its product chaperone protein dnaJ 11, chloroplastic-like. The record is from RefSeq and is a predicted model, not a curated record. The transcript has a single exon. Bases 52 to 396 code for a protein of 114 amino acids. Lineage: Eukaryota; Viridiplantae; Streptophyta; Magnoliopsida; Sapindales; Anacardiaceae.
ACUCCCUUAUAUCAUUCUCUUCUUAGCCAUCUCAAAUCUCUCUCUAAUUAAAUGCUCAUGGUUAUGGCUGCUUCUGCUUCUUCUUUGUACGAGGUUCUGGGGAUCUCAAUGAGCGCAAGUGGGCACGAAAUCAAAGCUGCCUACAGGCGGCUAGCCAGAAUGUAUCACCCUGACGUGGUGGCUAUGAGCCAGAAGGAAAUCUCUGCAACCGAGUUUAUCAAAAUUCAUGCUGCUUAUUCUACUCUAUCCGACCCCGAUAAAAGAGCCAACUACGACAGAGACCGCUUCCGGCGGAGACACCCAGUUGGUUUUUCUUCUGCCGCAAUGGCCUCCAUGUCCAGGUUUUCCGGAGGGUACAGUUCCAAGCGAAAUUGGGAGACUGACCAGUGUUGGUAGAUUUAUCAAAAACUGUAAUUCCUGUAACAUGUUAAUUAUUUAGUUGAUUUAGUGUCAAGAUCAGGCUAACUCAAUGCCCUAUUUUUGUGAGGGCUUGUGUUAAGAAGUUUGCAGAGAUCGAUGUUCAUUUUCAAAUUUGAUGUCCUUUGAUUUGGAAAUAUAGGCAUAUAGCUAGAGUUGUAUCAUCUUUUUCUCUUAUUUAUGAGUGGAUAAGUGUUGUUGUGUA